AAAGGACGUCUGCGCACUAAGGCACUCGGAUCCAAGUUUGGAGCUUUUAGCUGCCAGUCCUGGCCCAUCAUGUAGGUGCAGCAGAGCCUUCCUUACCAUUGCAAUAGGGGGUGAAAACCCACUUUGCAAUCUGUUUUGCAAGGUGUGCAAUUGCAGUUCCUUCCUCUGCAAGGAGAUCUGCUGCAGGGAGUCAGAAAAACUCCAGUUGCAUGAAGACUGAGCGCUUGCAGUUUUCAUCUUUGUUGCAAAACUAGCUACUGAAGAGAGAAGGCAAAGUCUUUUGUGUUCCCCUCCCCCAUCAAAGCAGAGGGGAAAAUGUCUCAGCCGAGAGGCAGGAAGAAAAACCCAGGGCUGAAAAUUCCUAAAGAAGCAUUUGAACAACCACAGACGAGCUCUACGCCACCUAGAGAUUUGGACUCCAAAGCCUGCAUCUCCAUUGGCGACAAGAACUUUGAAGUCAAAGCUGAUGACCUGGAGCCGAUAUCAGAACUGGGCCGCGGUGCAUAUGGCGUGGUAGAGAUGAUGCGGCACAUGCCCAGUGGGCAAAUUAUGGCCGUGAAGCGAAUCCGAGCGACAGUGAACAGCCAGGAGCAGAAGAGACUGCUGAUGGACCUGGAUAUCUCCAUGAGGACAGUAGACUGCCACUUCACCGUAACUUUCUACGGUGCGCUGUUUCGUGAGGGAGAUGUUUGGAUUUGCAUGGAAUUGAUGGACACUUCACUGGACAAGUUCUACAAGCAAGUCAUUGACAAAGGCUUGACGAUUCCUGAGGACAUCUUAGGAAAAAUAGCCGUCUCAAUUGUGAAAGCGUUAGAGCACCUACACAGUAAGCUGUCUGUAAUUCACCGAGAUGUCAAGCCCUCAAACGUACUGAUCAACACACUGGGACAGGUGAAAAUGUGUGACUUUGGAAUCAGCGGUUACCUCGUUGACUCCGUGGCCAAGACGAUGGAUGCUGGCUGCAAGCCUUACAUGGCACCUGAAAGAAUCAACCCAGAAUUAAACCAAAAGGGAUACAGCGUCAAAUCCGAUAUUUGGAGUCUGGGAAUCACUAUGAUUGAACUGGCCAUUUUGCGGUUUCCAUACGAGUCCUGGGGGACGCCAUUCCAGCAGCUCAAACAGGUGGUGGAAGAGCCAUCGCCUCAGCUCCCAGACACCUUCUCUGCAGAGUUUGUUGAUUUUACCUCACAGUGCUUGAAGAAGAAUUCCAAAGAGAGGCCAACAUACCCUGAACUAAUGAAACACAGUUUCUUCACCCUGCACGAAUCCAAAGAGACAGACGUGGCUUCUUUUGUCAAACUCAUCCUGGGGAACUGAGAAAUGGACUUGUACAUGAUUUUACCCUUCUGUGGACUGGUGGGCUUUAGGAGGAGGGGCACAUGGCAGGGCAGCCCUCAUCGGAGAACCAGUAGGAGAACCUGCCACUGGCCAAUUUUUGUUUUUUUUAAUUAUUAUUAUUAUUAAUAAUAUUAUUAUUAUUGCUAAAGUCCUAUCAUCAUCCUCUUGAAGGUUUUUAUUUUUAUUUUUUAAAGGGUUCCUUGGUAACCAUAGUAACUUAGAAUGAACUGGUUAGUGAAAUGAAUUUUAAUAAGGUUGUCAACUGUAAACGAACAAAAAUUUAAAAGAGUGAUUGAAAUGACGACACUCGCAAGUUCUGUUAGCGUCGCCUCAGUCCCACCCCCCCUCAUGUUCCCUGUCAGACCAGAUUUGCUUUCGUUUAUGGUAAUAGGUGCUACGGUAGUUAUGAAGUUCUAUAUGUAGAGUUAUAUUUUGUCCCUACCAUUGUUUUAAUAUUUAUGUUAAGUGCUUGAUUUUAAUAGAACCUUUUUUUUUUUUUUUGGUUCUUAUGUGAGAGUUGGAAGGUGGGGGGUGAUGACAGCUGCAACAGCUAAAGCUACAAAGAUUAGCAUUUAUAGGGCUUUGCUGGGAAACGGAGGAGGAGAAAGCAUGGGCCAUAUAGAUAAAUAUUAUAUAUAUGUAUAGGUUGGAAGACUAAUUUAAUUUCAAUGAAGAGUUUGGCUUCUAUGUUAGGCAGCCCGCUGAUGCCUGAGAAGGCUUGCAUCCUUCUUUAGGAGGUGCCCAGAGACGGCAUUGUUCUUGCACAAACAUCAUGAGGAUGCAAAAACAUUGCUGUGGUGGCUUCUUAUUCCAUUGCUUUGGUUAUGCCUCCAAUGAAUAAUUAGAUUCUGAAGUGCAGGAUAUAUAUCUAUAUACAUCUCACACAUUAACUGUUGACUAAGCAAUGGUGAAUCAAUCACCUUAUGACCUACAGCCAGUGCCCUCUCAGUUGGCUGUAAGUCAUGGGCCAAUGCAUUUGACUGAAGAGAAGGUGAUGCCCUGAAGAAAAAUGGAACUUAGAAAGGAGCAGCUCUCGAUGAGGAUGCAAAAGCUGGGGUCAGGGGCCAGUCAGUUUUGUACUACUCGUUUUUAUACUGGCAGGAGUAUUCCUUUUUCUUUUUGGUCUCAAACACUCACACGUCAUACACAAAUUGCCACUUUAUUGCUCAUCUCCCACCAACCCACUCACAACUUUUCACUUUUUCUGGAUGCUUAACCUGAGCAGGACCCACCCCCUACACCUCUGGCACAGGCUCAAACAGUGUUUCUGUCUGAAAAGCAUAGCAAAACCAAGUGAAUAGGAGUUGGACAACAAGUGUUGCACCCCUCAUCUUAAUUUGUUGCUGUGACCAUUAUUAUUAUUGUUGCUGUUUUCAAAAAAACACUCUUUGGGCCAAACAGUACUGACUUGAGUGACUUAAGGCCUAGUGGUAACUGUUUCUGGAAUUGCCCAAGGCCUUCUUCCACCUUGACCUGCCCUUAGUCACAGCUUUGUUGUUAUGGCGGUUUGCAUGGCCACCUAAUCUCCAUUCAAUAUAUCCUAUGGCAAGGCCACAGGGGUCUUAUCUGAUGGAGGCUGUUGCAGUUCUGUCAAGAACUCUUUUGCUCCCGAAGCGUUUCCAUUUCCUGAACUGAACCAUGGCAGUCUUCACAAUGGGUGAGGAAUGCUGUACUGCCGGUUUGGUGUUGAGGGAGAAAGUUAACGUUCUUGCUAGUGCUUUGUCCUUUCACUUUAGGACACACUACUUCUGCCCCCCGAGUUCAAACACGGGGGCAUCAGUGUGGAGGAGCUCAGAAUUCAGACAAGUAGCCACGCCAGGUGAAGACCCAAAGCGUCAGUGUUUGCCGUGUCGAUUUUGUUCACAGAACUUGCCGUCCUGUUCUCCUGCAGUCCACAUUUUACAACGCAACCGGUCGUUGGUGCGUACGCCGAUUGGAAACCAUUCAGGAGACAUUUGACUGCAGACAAAACACUAAAGUGGGCUCGCAUUUCUUUGUAAUCUUAAAGGCCUAGAAAGGCUUGUAACCUGCUCCUAGUUUUCCAUUUUAUGUGCAUGCUUCCCUCCCCUCGCUUCCAAUUCCCACCCCUCCCCAUUGAUUCUGAGCUGCUUUGAUUGAUUGUCUGCAGCUGCAGCUGCAGCUCCGCCAGCCAGUUUUUAGAACUGGUUCCAGCAUCAAUUCUCACUUUGAAAAACAUGACAUUUAAAACCAGCUUUUUGGUUUUCCUACAUAUGGAUCUGAUGCUUGCUGUAGAGAUUGUUUUUGCUGCUUUCCUCUUGGAAUAGAAGACUCGUUUGGACACCACAUCCUCUUGACCUCAGAACACCUUUAUUUGAGUGCUGUGGUAACAGACAGGCUGGAUUUAUGAGAUAGGAUCAGUGUUAAUAGCCGAUAUUAAUAUCCCCAUUGGUUUCCUAUAGCAGAAUGCCAGUGCUGUCUACAGCAAGUCAGUUUAGAAAGGAUUAUUGCACUGUGAAUCAACACUACAUGCCUCGGGCUUUAUUUUAGGAAUUAAAAUGUGGAGUCUAAGUUCCUUAAUCACUUAGGUGCUUUUGAGUUUUUUUUGUCAACUCUUGUCUCUGUAUAAUUUGUCCUUUGGCAGGUACAUAGACCUCUAUCGAGUCUUAGAAUAAAGCACACCCAGGUUAUUUCCCCCUUCCGAUCAAAACUGCAAAGCUUGUGUGUUCUUCUUAUUUGAAAGUUCACAUACCACGUUAGUGAAGAUUGUUUCUAGGGAUAUCUCAAAAGUGGUUAAGGUGCAGUCAAAAUUAUUCAUUUCCUAAAGGAUGUCAGAAAGAAGGGGAGAAGAAAUAGAUGAUCACAUAGUGCACCCAUGACAGAACCAGAAGCAACGGGUUUAAAUUACAGGAAAGCAGAUUCAAAUUCACACAUUUGAAGAAGCCUCGUUGACUCAUGCAUAUUGUUCCUCAAUAGGACGUGCUGCCUGGGAAAGUUGAGGAAACUGCAUUCUUGGAGGUUGCCCAGUACAAUUGGGACAGGCAUCCAUUUGGGGUGUUUUUGCAUAAAAGAUGAUGCCUUAGGGUUUUGGGGUGGGUGGGGUGUAUUGGAUGAGAUUACUCCAUAGCCUUGUUCUGUGUACAUGGUUCUGUGAUUUUUUAAUUGGAAUUAGCAAACAUUUGGUAGGGGCCACAAUCAUAUUUGUACAAGAUACAUGACGUUUGCUUACAUUGCCAAAAGGUAACCCAGACGUGUGCGGGAAACCAGCAAGUCUUAGUUUUCAUGAUCAAAGGCUCCCAGGGCUUUCAUUCUUCCUUUGUUCACUGUCUUAGCUUCACAUACGACAACCGCACUGUUAUAUUGAGAAAAUUUCAGGUACCUUCUUUAUGUGCCAUCACAUGUGCUAGAUGCCUAUAUGACGUCUCCUGCAGUAGGAAGCCCAACUGAUGUCGGCUGCCCAUCGUGUGCAAACAUAGGUGUUUGUGCAUAUUUGGAUAUAUAAGUCAGUUUUGUGCACAGAAAUGAGACCCACAUAGAAAAUUUUCCCAUGUGCACCGUGGCCCAAAGUCACAUUUGGGUCAUUGCGGAGAAUUCUGAACUUGAAAUAAUCUCCUUUGCAGAUGGUAAUGUUGUUAUAAAGAAGCAAUAGCUUGUGCAACUACUUAUCUGAAUGGAUUCAAAGGCAAGGUGAUGGCUUUCAGUUUUCCAGAGGCUCAUCCUAGUUGGUCUCAGCUUCCACUAUAUCCCUUGAUCAACAAAGUAGAAGUUGAAAGGAAUUAAGGAGUUAUUACUGCAGGCUAUUUUGGGUAUGGGAUUGGUUCUAGGUGUGCUCAAUGUGCGGACACAACUGGGGUUAAUUUUGUGCAAUUCAGCCAUUCUAGUAGGUUUUGUGGAGCGUCAAGUCAUUGUAGUUCCAAUGUAUCUUUAAUUUCAAAGUGCCUAACCCACUUUUAAAGGACCUAAAUUUACUUAGGUGCUUUAGAAUAGCUUUUUGAGCAAUGUAGAUGUCCUGUGAUUUCUUGCGUCUGCUUUCUCCUGCUCAGGAUUUCUUUUUGCUGCUGAUGAGAAAAAGAGAUGAGCAUGCUAUUGUUCAAAUACUGGCAAAAUCUGAAGAAGGAGGAGCACUUGGAACCCAUGCAUGGAACGAGAUCUUGUUAUUGACACCAGCAUAUUUGGCCAUGCAUGGAACCCAACUUACAAGCACUGCAUUUUAAGUGCACUGGGCAUCCACAUUAUUCCCGGCUCUCCCCACUGGGUUGAAUAUCCUAGAAGUUUGUAAACCAGUAACAUUAACCAGUAACAUUAAGAGUUACUUAACGAUUACUCUUUGGAACUGUGAAAGAAAAGGGGUAGCCCUGAGGCUUGUUCAGCUGAGCUGAUUUUCCCUCUUGCUUGCUGAACCAAGGGAUAUUCGUUGCAGUCUUCUGUUUUCUCAUGCCACCCUACUUGCUGAUUUCCUAUUUUCAGAUGUAGACCAUGAUAUAGCAUAACUCUUUCCUCCAUUAAAAGAAACAAAAACAAAUCACAA
Molecule: messenger RNA, 5824 nt
Organism: Podarcis muralis (Common wall lizard)
Lineage: Eukaryota; Metazoa; Chordata; Lepidosauria; Squamata; Lacertidae
Gene: MAP2K6
Product: mitogen-activated protein kinase kinase 6
Biological process (GO): MAPK cascade; protein phosphorylation
Molecular function (GO): MAP kinase kinase activity; ATP binding
Source: RefSeq, a predicted model, not a curated record